GCAGUCGAUUUCUAAUGCCACUAUCAAUUGGUUGAUUUCUGAUAUACAUUUUUUCCUCCAAUACUGUCAAGUCAACUUCUAAUCCCUAUCAAUUGGUUGAUUUUUGAUCUACAUUUUUCCUCCAAAUACUUAACCCAAUUCUGGAAGUUCAGAAGUGAUUGUGAAUUUGCAAGUACACAUUGAGUCCACUCUUCUUCUCCUCCUCACAAUGCAAUCGAAGAGUCAACAACAAAAACAACAAGAACAACAUCCAUGGCAGAUCAAAGUUCAUGCCAAGUACAAACUCUUCGAUUUCAAAUUCAAUGCCACCAACACUUUACCCACUUCCAACUCAUCUCCAUUUCCCAUCAAUCUCAACCUCAAUCUCAGUCUCUGUCCUUCUGUCUUCCAAUUCAAGAAGAAAUCAGACCCCCAGCUUCCCCUUCCCAGGAAAGGAAAAUCCUUCAAAUCCAAAUUCCUCCGCUUUCUUGGGAAAAUUCGGCCUCCACACACCAAGAAAAAAGCCUCUUCUGUCAAGCAAAUCUCAAAUCUUGGACACCCAGAACCUCAUUUUCCAGUAAAUCAACCCAGACAAUUUUCUCAUGAGGAACCAGUGUUUGUCAGUUCCAUUGUCAUUGGAAUCAUUGCUUUUCUGUCCCAAUUGAUCUCUCAGAAAGAUCAUAAAGGAAUCAUUUUGUGUAGUUUGAUCAUCUUGCUUUACCUUUCUUCAAUUUUCAAGAAACUUGUUACAAUGAGAACAAGGAAUGUAUUGGUUAUUGUAAUUGUAGCAAUGCUCAGUUGUGCAACUGGGGUUUAUCUAAGCAACAUCUUCAAGAUUAGUGAAGGCUAUGUUUCAGAUUGUGUUUGGAAAGCAUUGAAUUAUUCACUCAAACUCUUCUCCUUUUUUGCCCAGGUAAUCCACUCAAGGUUUUCACAGUAUGUUGGGGAUCAAAGAGGGGACGACUAUUGGGUUACUUGACCUCCUAACCCCUUCAUUCUCAUGUAUUGGUGGUUAUUGCCAAGCCAUUCAAAUGUUGAGGUUUGUUCAGUUGUGUUUUUGUCCUUGUUUUUGUUUUUUUUUUAAAACACAAGGUCUGACUCUUUUUUCUAAAAUAGUUUUUAGUGGCAAUUGUUGUAACAUUUUAUGCCUUCUCUAAUGUUAUAUAAAAUAUCCAGUGCUUAUGUUUUAA
Messenger RNA from Camellia sinensis, 1169 nucleotides. RefSeq lists its product as uncharacterized. Lineage: Eukaryota; Viridiplantae; Streptophyta; Magnoliopsida; Ericales; Theaceae. The record is from RefSeq and is a predicted model, not a curated record.